AUGACAACUCCAAAAGAUACAGUGUUGUCUGAAACACACAACCACCGCCGGGAUACAGUGUUGUCUGAAAAACACAACCACCACCAGGAUAAAGUGUUGUCUGGAACACACAACCACCGCCGCGAUACAGUGUUGUCUGAAACACACAACCACCGCCAGGAUACAGUGUUGUCUGAAACACACAACCACCGCCAGGAUACAGUGUUGUCUGGAACACACAACCACCGCCGGGAUACAGUGUUGUCUGGAACACACAACCACCGCCAGGAUAAAGUGUUGUCUGAAAAACACAACCACCGCCGGGAUACAGUGUUGUCUGAAACACACAACCACCGCCAGGAUACAGUGUUGUCUGAAAAACACAACCACCGCCAGGAUAUUGUGUUGUCUGAAAAACACAACCACCGCCGGGAUACAAUGUUGUCUGAAAAACACAACCACCGCCGGGAUACAGUGUUGUCUGAAAAACACAACCACCGCCGGGAUACAGUGUUGUCUGAAACACACAACCACCGCCAGGAUAAAGUGUUGUCUGAAAAACACAACCACCGCCAGGAUACAGUGUUGUCUGAAAAACACAACCACCGCCAGGAUACAGUGUUGUCUGAAAAACACAACCACCGCCGGGAUACAGUGUUGUCUGAAAAACACAACCACCGCCAGGAUACAGUGUUGUCUGAAACACACAGCCACCGCCAGGAUACUGUGUUGUCUAAAACACACAACCACCGCCGGGAUACAGUGUUGUCUGAAAAACACAACCACCGCCAGGAUACAGUGUUGUCUGAAACACACAACCACCGCCAGGAUACAGUGUUGUCUGAAACACACAGCCACCGCCAGGAUAUUGUGUUGUCUAAAACACACAGCCACCGCCGGGAUACAGAUAUUGUGUUGUCUGAAAAACACAACCACCGCCGGGAUACAGUGUUGUCUGAAAAACACAACCACCACCAGGAUACAGUGUUGUCUGAAAAACACAACCACCGCCGGGAUACAGUGUUGUCUGAAAAACACAACCACCGCCAGGAUACAGUGUUGUCUGAAACACACAGCCACCGCCAGGAUAUUGUGUUGUCUAAAACACACAACCACCGCCAGGAUACAGUGUUGUCUGAAACACACAACCACCGCCAGGAUAAAGUGUUGUCUGAAACACACAACCACCGCCAGGAUACAUUGUUGUCUGAAACACACAACCACCGCCAGGAUAAAGUGUUGUCUGAAACACACAGCCACCGCCAGGAUAAAGUGUUGUCUAAAACACACAACCACCGCCAGGAUACAGUGUUGUCUGAAACACACAACCACCACCAGGAUACAGUGUUGUCUGAAACACACAACCACCGCCAGGAUACAGUGUUGUCUGAAACACACAACCACCGCCAGGAUAAAGUGUUGUCUGAAACACACAACCACCACCAGGAUACAGUGUUGUCUGAAACACACAACCACCGCCAGGAUACAGUGUUGUCUGAAACACACAACCACCGCCAGGAUACAGUGUUGUCUGAAACACACAACCACCGCCAGGAUACAGUGUUGUCUGAAACACACAACCACCGCCAGGAUACAGUGUUGUCAGGAACACACAACCACCACCAGGAUAAAGUGUUGUCUGAAACACACAACCACCGCCAGGAUACAGUGUUGUCUGGAACACACAACCACCGCCAGGAUAAAGUGUUGUCAGGAACACACAACCACCACCAGGAUACAGUGUUGUCUGAAACACACAACCACCGCCAGGAUACAGUGUUGUCUGGAACACACAACCACCACCAGGAUAAAGUGUUGUCUGAAACACACAACCACCGCCAGGAUACAGUGUUGUCUGGAACACACAACCACCGCCAGGAUAAAGUGUUGUCAGGAACACACAACCACCACCAGGAUACAGUGUUGUUUGAAACACACAACCACCGCCAGGAUAAAGUGUUGUCUGGAACACACAACCACCACCAGGAAAGUGUUGUCUGA
Messenger RNA from Pecten maximus, 1980 nucleotides. Its product is annotated as S-antigen protein-like. The record is from RefSeq and is a predicted model, not a curated record. The transcript is spliced from 3 exons. NCBI's taxonomy places the organism in Eukaryota, Metazoa, Mollusca, Bivalvia, Pectinida, Pectinidae. Bases 1 to 1980 code for a protein of 659 amino acids.